This is a messenger RNA of Oncorhynchus gorbuscha (pink salmon), 1659 nucleotides long. It is a transcript of the gene chia.1, whose product is annotated as chitinase, acidic.1. Gene Ontology annotation, molecular function: chitinase activity; chitin binding. NCBI's taxonomy places the organism in Eukaryota, Metazoa, Chordata, Actinopteri, Salmoniformes, Salmonidae. Gene Ontology annotation, biological process: carbohydrate metabolic process; chitin catabolic process. The record is from RefSeq and is a predicted model, not a curated record. Bases 106 to 1473 code for a protein of 455 amino acids. The transcript has 12 exons. Gene Ontology annotation, cellular component: extracellular region.
AGUAUAAAUAAGCAAGAACAAAGCACAGCUAGAAACUCGCCCUCUGUCACUGGUGGAGAAAGGUACAUUGUUUCUAAGGAAAACAUACUUUAUUUUUACAACACAAUGGCCAGACUUACUGUGCUUGCAGGUCUGGGCCUUCUGCUGAUGUUGCAGAUUGCUGCCUCCACCAAACUGGUGUGUCACAUGACCAACUGGUCCCAGUAUCGCCCAACCACUGGGAAGUUCACCCCCGAGAACAUCGACCCAUUUCUCUGCACCCACGUGAUCUACGCCCUGGCCACUAUCAACAGCUUCAACCAGGUCGCCCCUAUCGAGUGGAAUGACGAGACCCUCUACACGAGCCUCAACCACCUGAAGAAUGUGAACCCAAUGAUGAAGACUCUGCUGUCUGUCGGAGGCACAGUCAAUGGACUUAGCCCAUUCAUCGGCAUGGUGUCCAAGCCUGAGGGCCGCCAGGCCUUCAUCAAGUCUGCAAUCAGCUACCUGCGUUCCCAUGGCUUUGACGGUCUCAACCUGGCCUGGGAGUUCCCCACUCAAAACGGCAGCCCCGAUGGAGACAGGGAGAGAUUCACCAAGCUCGUCAGAGAGCUGCAGAAGGCCUUUGAGAAUGACGCUAAAGACACCAGGCUGACCCAGUUGCUUCUGUCUGCCAACGUGGCUGCUCUUCAGCCCACUAUCAACUCCAGCUACGAGGUGGCCCAGAUCGCCAGCUCUCUGGACUUCAUCAACGUGAUGACCUAUGACUUCCACGGACACUGGGAGAGAGCCACAGGACACAAUAGCCCACUGUUCCGCAGCAGCCAUGACUCGGGGACACACUACCACUUCAAUGUCGACUCUGCCAUCACCUACUGGCUGGACAACGGGGCUCCCGCUGAGAAGCUGCUGAUGGGUUUCCCCACCUAUGGCCGUACCUACCGUCUCACCACCUCCAACACUGGCCUGGGAGCCCCCACAAACGGCCCGGCUGACGCUGGCCCCUACACCCGGGAUGCAGGAUACUGGUCCUACUACGAGGUCUGCUCCUUCACCUCCGGUGCCACUAUCGAAUGGAUUGAUGAGCAGAAGGUCCCCUACGCCGUCAAAGGCAGUUCCUGGGUGGGCUACGACAGCAAAGAGAGCUACGCUGCCAAGGUCCAGUGGCUGAAGACCAAGAACCUGGGAGGAGCCUCUGUGUGGACCCUGGACAUGGAUGACUUCAGUGGUGCUUUCUGUGCUGAUGGCCCCUUCCCUCUCGUCAACCACCUCCGCAACUCUCUGGGCUUCGCCCCCAAGCCCACCACCACUCGGGCACCCACCACCACCCCAGACCCCAUCCUCAGCUUCUGCUCUGGACGCCCAGACGGCCUGUACGUCAACAUCUUCGACAACACCACCUACUUCCAGUGUUUCCGUGGCAACACCUACCUGCACAAAUGCCAGCCCGGCCUGGUCUAUGUUGAUGCCUGCAAGUGCUGCAACUGGCCCUGAAUUACUGCUAGCUAUGUACUGUAGGACUAAUUAGUCAGAAUGCCAUAACAACCUUCAAUGACAACAUGCUGUUACGGCAAUAACCUACCUUAGCAACUUAGUCAUGAAAAUAAAUAUAUUAUUAAUUAAUUUUGUCCUUUCUUGUUUGCUACAAUCUUCCUCAAUAAAAAAAACAUAUCAUGUGAA